Molecule: messenger RNA, 5047 nt
Organism: Marasmius oreades (fairy-ring Marasmius)
Lineage: Eukaryota; Fungi; Basidiomycota; Agaricomycetes; Agaricales; Marasmiaceae
Exons: 16
Coding region: 15-4820 (1601 amino acids)
Biological process (GO): sister chromatid segregation; DNA topological change; resolution of meiotic recombination intermediates
Cellular component (GO): nucleus
Molecular function (GO): ATP binding; DNA binding; DNA topoisomerase type II (double strand cut, ATP-hydrolyzing) activity
Source: RefSeq, a predicted model, not a curated record
CACGACAAUAAAGCAUGCUGUUCCAUCACGUGGCAAAGUGGCCUCUGCGCGUCGUCGCGACCGCGCCUUUCUCAAACCGUCACUUUACCAUCAACAGUUUCCAACCAACCACAUUUUUCUCGCGCACUUUUUCGAUGAGUUCCUCAGAAGGGGAGAAUUUCGACUUUGACGAUGCGUAUAGCGUUGAUUCUGAUGAUUAUGCCCCUGCUCCUAAGAACGGAAAGGGAGCAGCCAAACCCAAGGCCACUACCAAGGCCACGAAGGAGAAGACGGUCGCCACCAAACCAGCCACGAAGGCAAAGGUAGUAGGGAAAGCGAAGGCCGCUCCGAAGAAGAAGAAGGUUCUUGCAGAUCACGACGACAACGCAGAGGACAAGGGAGAGACUAGUGGAAUUAUGGAGAUCGAUGACGACGACGCACCUUCCGCAGACAUCCCUGCCGCUAAUAUGAAGAAAAAGACGGCAUCUGAGACGUACACGAAGCUCUCGCAAUUAGAGCACAUCCUCAAACGUCCUGACUCGUACAUCGGCAGCGUGGAAACUAUCACUCAGACUAUGUGGACCUUUGAUUCUGACACGAAGAGGAUGGUCUAUCGCGACGUGAAAUAUGUUCCCGGUUUCUUCAAGAUAGUGGAUGAAAUCCUGGUGAAUGCUGCAGAUAAUAAGAUCAACGACCCUAAGAUGGACACACUCAAAGUCGACAUCAACAUAGAAGAAUGCACAAUAUCUGUCUAUAAUAAUGGCAAGGGUAUCCCGAUCGAAAUUCACUCGAAGGAGAACAUGUAUAUUCCUGAGCUCAUCUUUGGUCAUCUUCUCUCAUCUUCCAACUACGAUGAUGACGAGAAAAAACUCACCGGUGGUCGUAACGGUUAUGGUGCAAAGCUGACCAACAUCUAUUCACUCGAGUUCACAAUCGAAACUGCAGACAAAAACACCCAGAAGAAAUACAAGCAAACGUGGACCAGCAACAUGACUAAUUGUGGCAAGCCUAAAAUUACAAACAAUGCGCGCGGCGAAGAGUGGACGCGUGUCAUUUUCAAGCCCGAUCUGAAGCGUUUCGGCAUGGAUAAGAUUGACGAAGAUACAGCUAGCCUGCUGCGCAAGCGUGUCUACGAUAUGGCCGGGACGGUUAAGGAUGUGAAAGUGUAUCUCAACAACGAAAAGCUGAAAAUCAAGGGCUUCAAGCAGUACGUCGAAAUGUAUCUCAACUCGGUCUCUGCGGAAGCGGCAGAGAACUCAGGAGGCGCAGUUCAACCCAAACAAACAAUCAUAUACGAGCAGUCCAAACGCUGGGAGUUCGCGUUCGCGGUCUCCGAGGGUACCUUCAUGCAUGUCUCCUUUGCCAACUCCAUCUCGACCACCAAAGGAGGCACACACGUCAACUACGUUGCCGACCAACUCGCGAAAAGUCUGAUAACUGCUAUCAGCAAGAAGAACAAAGGAGCUGCUGUCAAAGCAGCGCAGAUCAAGAAUUAUAUGUGGAUUUUUGUCAACUCACUGAUUGAGAAUCCGACAUUCGACAGUCAGACGAAAGAAACGCUCACUCUGCCCGCGUCUAAAUUUGGCACGAAACCCACUAUUACGGACGACUUUGUGAAGAAAGUUCAAAAGUCCCCGAUCGUUGAAAACAUCUUGAAUUGGGCAAAAUUUAAAGCCGACCAACAGAUCAAAAAGACUGAUGGUACCAAACGAAAUCGGUCUGUGUUAUCUUGCAAGUUACCCCUUCGCCUUCGUGGCCUAAUUUCCCACAGGUUGACCGGAUUGCCCAAGCUUUCCGAUGCCAAUAAUGCAGGAACGAAGUACGCGAAGGAUUGCACGUUAAUCCUCACUGAAGGAGAUUCCGCCAAAGCUCUUGCUGUAGCAGGUCUAGGUGUAGUCGGUCGCAACAAUUUCGGCGUUUUCCCGUUGAGGGGCAAACUUCUCAACGUCCGUGAAGCAAAAUUCGAACAAAUCAUGAAGAACGAAGAGAUUCAAAACGUCAAGAAGAUCAUGGGUCUGCAACACAAUAAAGAUUAUACGAACACAUCCAGUCUUCGCUACGGGCGUCUGAUGAUUAUGACAGAUCAGGAUCAUGACGGAUCUCAUAUCAAAGGAUUAAUUAUCAACUUCCUUGACCACUUUUAUCCUUCUUUGCUGAAGAUUCCCGAUUUUCUGGUAGAAUUUGUCACACCAAUUGUCAGGGUGACGAAAGGCAAUCAGAGGAAGGAUUUCUUUACAAUACCUGAAUUUGAGCAAUGGGUAGAAAACACCCCCGACUCUCACAAGUGGGUAGCUAAGUACUACAAGGGGUUGGGUACAUCUGACGACAAGGAUGGUCGUGAAUACUUCAGCAAUAUGGCAAAGCACAUGAUACCAUUCUCUCCCACUGUGGAAGGCGAUAGGGAACUCAUCGAACUAGCGUUCAGCAAGAAGAAAGCAGACGAAAGGAAAGAGUGGUUGCGACAGUUCAAGCCUGGAACCUACCUUGAUCACCGUCUGGAGGAAAUCCCAUAUUCCGAAUUCAUCAACAAGGAGCUGAUACUCUUUUCGAUGGCUGACAAUAUCCGGUCUAUACCCUCAGUUGCGGAUGGACUGAAGCCUGGCCAGAGGAAAGUCAUGUACGGCUGCUUCAAGAGAAAACUGAAGAAGGAAAUUAAGGUGAUGCAACUUGUGGGUUAUAUUGGUGAACAAGCCGCCUAUCAUCACGGAGAAAUGAGCUUGAUGUCAACCAUUGUCAACCUUGCUCAAGAAUUUGUUGGGAGUAACAACAUCAACCUUCUAAUGCCCAAUGGUCAGUAUGGUACCCGAGACCAAGGCGGGAAAGACCAUGCUUCUGGCAGGUAUAUCAACACCUUGCCUUCACCCCUUGCUCGCGUGAUAUUCCACCCAGACGAUGAUGUCCUUCUUACCCCUCAAAAGGACGACAACAAGUUGGUGGAGCCAGAAUGGUACAUGCCUGUGAUACCGAUGGUGUUGGUUAAUGGAGCUGAGGGAAUCGGAACUGGAUGGAGUACAAACAUUCCCUGCUUCAACCCUCGAGACAUUGUCAAGAAUUUGAAGCGUUUGAUGAAUGAUGAAGAGACGGUCACAAUGCAUCCUUGGUGGCGCGAUUUCAAGGGAGAGGUCAAAUACGUCGCAAAACACAAAUACGACGUCACUGGCAUAGUGACAAAACUCGAUGACACGACUGUUGAAAUCACCGAGCUUCCUAUCCAUAGGUGGACCCAGAAUUUCAAGGCUGAAUUGGAGGUUAUGAUGGUCGGGGAGAAGGGAAAUGAUGGGGUGAUCAAGAACUACCAGGAACAUCAUGCAAAUCAAGAUGUUCACUUUGUCAUUCAGAUGGAUCAGAAGGAAGUAAUCAAGGCCGAAGAGAAAGGGCUCAUCGAAUACUUCAAGCUCACCUCUAAAAUCACCACCUCUAACAUGAUCUGUUUCGACUUUGACGGAAAGAUUAGGAAGUACGAUUCUCCUGAGGAGAUUCUCGAGGAAUUUUAUCCCAAACGUCUUGAAUACUACCAAAAACGAAAGGACUUCCUUGCGUCAGAGCUUCAGAACGCUUUCGAAAAGCUUUCAAACCAAGCCCGAUUCGUUCAGAUGAUUGUGGACAAAAAGCUGACGGUGUCAGGACGAAAGAAGGCUGACAUUGUGGUCGAUCUCAGAAGUCAUAACUUUCGACCUUUCCCGAGAAAGAAAGUGAAGGUUACUGCAGAUCAGGAGGGCGACGAAGAAGCGGUCGAAGAGGAGGAAGAUGACGGUCCCAGUAGUGAUUUCGAUUACUUACUCGGCAUGCCGAUCUGGAACUUAACCCGGGAGAAAAUAGAGAAAUUACGACAGCAAGGCGCCGAAAAGGAGGCCGAUUUGAUUGCGGUCCUGAACAGGUCUCCCAAGGAUAUGUGGCGUAUCGAUUUAGACAACUUUUUGGACGUCCUUGAGAAAACAGAAGAGGAACGUAAAAUCAAAUCGAGCGCGGGAAUCAAAGGCGGAAAAAAGGGAAAACGCAAGGACGCCGUCUUGCAGACUCGGAAGUCUUUAGGAAGCAAGCGCAAUGACUCCGAUGACGACUUCAAGCCUAUCAAAGCACCCGUGAGGAGGAAAGCACCCGCACCCGCACUUGAAGGGACUGAGAAGAGCAAGAAGUCCCAGGCUAUGCCAAAACCUAAGGCAGGUACAUCGAAGAAGGCGAAGAAAGAAGAGGAGUCGGAUGUCGAUAUGUUCGUUCCGGAUGAUGAAGUGGUAGAGGUGAAGAAACCUCACAAGAGGGUGGCUAGGGCUGCAACCAAAACGAUCAAGAUUGACUCCGAUGACGACGACGAGAUUGAGAUGGUAAAGCCUGACAAUACCACAUCGUCGUCGACAUCCUCUACCAAAGACGAUGAAAUGGAUGUCAACGCAACCGAGAACAAAGGAAAAGGAAAAGCACCGCCCAAGCGUAAAUCACCCAACCCUGAUUUUGACGAGAAGGACGAAUCUGACGAUAUGAAGCCUGGGCCUGCAAAGAAGUCGAAAGUCACUGAUUUCUUCGGGAAAACGGGGUCGUCGUCGUCAUCCAACGUGAGAGAUAACAACGCGACGGCUGCAGAGCCGAAAGUGAACGCAAAGAAGACACUUGCGAGUAGUAUGAAGCCUCGUUCUCCACCGAAGCCCAAGAAGACCGUUACGAGAAUUAUUCAAUCUGACGAAGAAUCCGGGGAUGACCUGGAUAUGUACGACGACUUGCCCAAGCCACCUCCAAGAACCAGUUCUCGUGCUGCAAAAGGUGCUACGAAGAAGUAUAUCGACAUUUCGGACGACGUUGACGACGAUGAUGAUGAUGAGGGCAAUGGAUCAACCUUUUUCGACUGAACUACGAGUCUUGGAACUCACGGGAGCCCUUCCACAUUAUUAGUUUCUGUUUCCGUUGUAGACUUGCAGCCAACUUUACGACUCUCCUCUUGUUCCUUCAGUAUAUCUACACUUUAUUUCGAAUCGUGAUUCGUUAUUCAAUCUUCCCGAUGUAUCUCAUAAGUAUCGCUGUUUAAGACUAUAUUUGCAGGUCAACAGACUAUGUAAUGAUAAAUCGAUUACCCGUG